This is a messenger RNA of Equus caballus (horse), 2005 nucleotides long. RefSeq names its product neuronal vesicle trafficking associated 1 (gene NSG1). NCBI's taxonomy places the organism in Eukaryota, Metazoa, Chordata, Mammalia, Perissodactyla, Equidae. Gene Ontology annotation, cellular component: endosome; membrane. Gene Ontology annotation, biological process: endosomal transport; clathrin coat assembly; G protein-coupled dopamine receptor signaling pathway. Gene Ontology annotation, molecular function: clathrin light chain binding. The record is from RefSeq and is a predicted model, not a curated record.
GCGGCAGGGAGGGAGGCGGCGGCGGGAGGAGGGAGCGGCCGCGAGCCCAAUCGCUCGGCUCCCCGCCCCGGCCCGCGCGGCGCCGCCUCCGCCAUUGCUGCGAGCAGGCGCGGGCGGCGCGGAGGCUCGGAGCGCAGAGCUGCCGGAGCGGGGCGUCGGGCGGCAGCUUCGGGUCUCCCGGAACGAUGGUGAAGUUGGGGAACAAUUUCGCGGAGAAGGGCACCAAGCAGCCGCUGCUGGAGGAUGGCUUCGACACCAUCCCCCUGAUGACGCCCCUCGAUGUCAAUCAGCUGCAGUUUCCGCCCCCGGAUAAGGUGGUCGUGAAGACUAAGACCGAAUAUGAACCUGACCGCAAGAAAGGCAAAGCGCGGGCUCCCAAGAUAGCCGAGUUCACCGUCAGCAUCACCGAGGGUGUCACCGAGAGGUUUAAGGUCUCCGUGCUGGUCCUCUUUGCUCUGGCUUUCCUCACCUGUGUCGUCUUCCUGGUUGUCUACAAGGUGUACAAGUAUGACCGCGCCUGCCCCGAUGGCUUCAUCCUCAAGAGCACCCAGUGCAUUCCAGAAGGCUUGGAGAGCUACUAUGCGGAGCAAGACUCCAAUGCCCGGGAGAAAUUUUACACCGUCAUAAACCACUACAACCUGGCCAAGCAGAGCAUCACCCGCUCGGUGUCGCCGUGGAUGUCUGUUCUGUCAGAAGAGAAGCUGUCGGAACAGGAGACGGAAGCUGCGGAGAAGUCGGCCUAGCGAGAUGGGCAGGUUCCUUACAAUGUGUCACUUGAAGGUAACAAAGGGACUUUGAGGGACAUUUCAUUAAAUAUAAUUAUGAUAAUUUAGAGGUUAUCAUUUAUGGUGCAACUGCUUCUGUUUGCUAAUGCUGCUUUGCAAAUAAAACUUGCUGCAGACCCCCCAUGGGCAUACAAUCAAGUGCAUAUCAGCAUUGCUUAAAGAGCUCCGACACCGUCUUUCAUGUUAAGGAAUCUUAAUUUAGCAACUUUACUGGGAUUUAUUGGAUGCUCUCAAAAAACAAAUUACAAUGGAUACGCAAGGGGUUCGGACUUCAGAUAAAUAAUGCAUUUUGUGAUACUGAUUUUUUAAAAGCGACCUUGCUGUUUGCAAACCUGCCUCCAUAGCCAUAUCUAGAGUGACCCCUUGCUUUGCUCAGAGCGAGCUGCACUUCACGUCUCUUCCACCCGCCAUCAGAUGGCCACAGUGCCGAUCGCCAAGACGCGCUGUAGUGAGUGGGGUCAAGAAGGAAGGAGAAAUGACUUUGGGUGGCAGAUGCUGCCUCUCCUCCCUGUGCUCAUCCCUAAGUGUGCAAGUGCACUGCCACAAGGCACACUCAGGUGGUUCUAUUAUUGCUGUCAACAGAACGCACUCAGUUGCCUCUGGCGUUGGCAUCUUGGUACGGAGGGCUCCACUGGGUAGAGAGGCUGUUUCACUCGAGUGCAUGCAGACUGUGUCAAAAAGCAUGUGAGCUGCAGGGACUCUGGAGAGACAGGACCCCGGGCUCUAGGCUGCGGAACUGCCCUCGCUGUAGGUAGUCCGUCUGCUCUGUGACGUGCUGAAUAGGAAUGAAACCCCACUGGCCCUUUUGUUCACUUGAUUAUGAAUAAAUCUGCACCAAUAGCCCUGUUAGCAAGUCAGUUUUUAAAGAAUUAGCUGGGUGGGAAAAGUGAAAAUGUAAUUGCUGGUCAGAUAAAACAGAUAUAACUGCUUUGCUGUCAACAGGCAGGAAAGGCUGGUGGGGGCUGGUGUGGCACCUUUCAAAUCCAAUUAUGACAUUUCAAGUCACAAUCUUUGUAAGAAAAUUAUGUUUAAACCUGAACCUUGACAUUAAAGUAUAUGUUUACAAAAUUGCCAGUUAGAUAAACUAAGUGUGUAAGACAGUUAAGUAGAAAGAUUCAGACAUUUUCUUCCAUGUUAUUUGAAUGUGUUGUUUCUGGUGGAUAUGUCAAAAGUUUCACUGUUUUUUAGUAGAUCAAAAAUAAAUGACAAAUAGUGUAAGA